Ochotona princeps (American pika) is the source of this 1511-nucleotide messenger RNA. RefSeq names its product cytohesin 1 (gene CYTH1). The record is from RefSeq and is a predicted model, not a curated record. Lineage: Eukaryota; Metazoa; Chordata; Mammalia; Lagomorpha; Ochotonidae. The coding region runs from base 478 to 1497 and encodes 339 amino acids. Gene Ontology annotation, molecular function: guanyl-nucleotide exchange factor activity. The transcript is spliced from 13 exons. Gene Ontology annotation, biological process: regulation of ARF protein signal transduction.
CAUGGAAAUGAGCCUGCGAGGAGCUGCACGCCCCGGGUGUCAGCCGCGGCCCUGCGCUCCCCUCUCCGGGUCCACGCCAGCCCUCCCCGCCAGCCGCUGCUCGUUUCCACUCGCACAGUGCUCCACUCGGCCUUUGUCUCCUCCGGACGCCUCCUGUGCCCUUGCGUGCUGGCACACACGCACUGUCCGAGCUCCCGGGAGCCUGGGCCUGCGGGCUCACCAGACAGAGCCACCAUGGCCUCUGACGUGGAGAGCUGCGACCGGCCGAGGCUUUGAUGUUGCUGCCCAGGGCUUGCCAGGACACUGGGGCCUCAGGAGAGGGUGCCCGCUGACCUGACUGCAGAGGAGCGGCACGAGCUGCAGAACAUCCGGCGGAGGAAGCAGGAGCUGCUGGCUGACAUUCAGAGGCUGAAAGAUGAGAUAGCGGAAGUGGCCAAUGAGAUCGAACACCUCGGCUCCACAGAGGAAAGGAAAAACAUGCAGAGGAACAAACAGGUGGCCGUGGGCAGGAAGAAGUUUAACAUGGACCCUAAAAAGGGGAUCCAGUUCCUGAUCGAGAGCGACCUGCUGAAGCACUCGUGUGAGGACCUCGCGCAGUUCCUGUACAAGGGAGAAGGGCUCAACAAGACGGCCAUCGGUGACUACCUGGGGGAGAGGGAUGAGUUUAACAUUCAGGUCCUUCACGCCUUUGUGGAGUUACACGAGUUCACAGACCUCAACUUGGUCCAGGCUCUACGGCAGUUCCUGUGGAGCUUCCGGCUCCCCGGGGAGGCACAGAAGAUUGACCGCAUGAUGGAGGCCUUUGCCCAGCGCUACUGCCAGUGUAACCCCGGCGUGUUCCAGUCCACAGACACCUGCUACGUGCUUUCCUUUGCCAUCAUCAUGCUGAACACCAGCCUGCACAACCCCAACGUCAAGGACAAGCCCACGGUGGAGAGGUUCAUUGCCAUGAACCGGGGCAUCAACGACGGGGGCGACCUUCCCGAAGAGCUGCUCAGGAAUCUGUAUGAGAGCAUCAAAAAUGAGCCCUUUAAAAUCCCCGAGGAUGACGGCAAUGACCUUACCCACACAUUCUUCAACCCAGACCGAGAAGGCUGGCUGCUGAAGCUCGGAGGUGGCAGAGUAAAGACUUGGAAAAGGCGCUGGUUCAUCCUGACGGACAACUGCCUCUACUACUUUGAGUACACCACGGAUAAGGAGCCGCGUGGCAUCAUUCCCCUGGAGAACCUGAGUAUCCGUGAGGUGGAGGAUUCCAAGAAACCAAAUUGUUUUGAGCUUUAUAUCCCUGACAACAAGGACCAGGUCAUCAAGGCCUGUAAGACGGAGGCCGACGGCCGCGUGGUGGAAGGCAACCAUACUGUCUACCGGAUCUCCGCGCCGACGCCGGAGGAGAAGGAAGAGUGGAUCAAGUGCAUUAAAGCAGCCAUCAGCAGGGACCCUUUCUAUGAGAUGCUCGCGGCGCGGAAGAAGAAGGUCUCCUCCACAAAACGGCACUGAGCGGCGGCCUGGCC